AUGUCCACCCCGAUAGAUAUAGACUACAGCUUCGAGCACGUCGAGCUAGCACCGAACGUUGAGAACUGCGUCGGGUAUGAUGUUACACCGUUCGCAUCAUGUGUGCAUCCCACCGGCAUCAACUGUGUGGCUACGACCCGCAAUAUGAGGUGGAUCUUUACGGGCGGUGACGAUGGGUAUAUCCGGAAGUUCGACUUUGCGGCGACUUUGUUCGGGGGUCAGAUUCUGACGCAGACACAGAAACAUGGCUUGGUGGAUUCCAUUGAGAAGGCUGGUGUUCUGACGUCCGCAUGGGAGAAUCAAGAGUUUCCUGCAAGUUGUGAGAGCCAACAGUCUCUGUCGGACAUCGCCGUCGAGGAAUGGUCUCCAGUCUAUAGCAUCGAAGUUGAAUCAGAAGGGGUGUGGUGUCUGAGCGGCUGUAGGAGCGGCAACAUUAACCUCUGGUCAGUCAGACAUGACGAAGGCGCCUGCCGACAUGUAUUCAGAGGCCACACGAGCGCUGUAUCCGUGCUCAAGCUGACACCUGGCGAAAGGGGUGUCAUCAGUGGAUCCUGGGACAAGACUCUCCUUAGAUGGGACCUCGAAACUGGCAACAUCGUCCGCUACUUCCAAGGCGUGACCUCCCUGGUCACAUCAGCAAGCUUCAGUCCGACUUCCGCGUCCUCUUAUACCAUCGAUCCAGCGAUUGGGGAUACGAGAACCACAAACGUUCAUCCGACUGCAGAAGACUCUUUGAUGAUGGUGACAACGUACGAUGGGACGAUCCUGUUGUAUGAUCAGAGAGAUCCUAAUAAUGUGACGAGAAAGUUUUUGCCGAGGACGAGUGGGUCGAGUCCUUGGGCUUACAAUGCGACGUGGAGUGCAGAUGGUCGGAAGAUAUAUUGUGGGCGGAGAAAUAAUACGGUGGACGUGUAUGACGUCGCAGAAAACCGUUACGUUCGCAACCUCAAAUUUCCGAACGGCUCAGGACACGUAUGGGCUGUUUCCUGUAUGCCAAACAACCGUCACCUGAUGUGCGCCUCACAGGACAUUCUCCGUCUGUGGGACCUCGAUGUCGCAACCCCAAGCUCCGACGCCCCUCCCGCACCCUCCCCAUCACCAAUCGUUGCACACCCAACAUCCCAAUCCAACGACUCCGGCCCAAACAGCACGCCCGGAACGCCCCCUUCCCCCGCGGGCGAUGGAAAAUUGCUUGACCCGGCUUCUGCGGGAGGUGCGGGGGGUGUUGUGAUCACUGCUGGGAGUACUCGGACGGCCACGACAGCGAAUUUGGGUCGGACAGCGUCGUUGUUGAGUGCGAAGGAGGAUGAGCUGGAGACACCGCCUUUGGUGCCGUUUACAAUUUUGCCGGGUCAUAAUGGGGGUGUUGUUUCUGCGCUGAUAAUCGACCCCUCAAAACGCUACAUGCUAACCGCCUCCGGCACCCGCGGCUGGGACGGCACAUCCUCCAACCAAUGCUUGCUCUACUGCAUCGAUCCCGUUCUCGCACCCGCCGCUGCCGCCGAUGACCCUGCUGCUACUCCUGGCGCCGAUGGCGCCGUUGGGGCAGGAGAUGAGAUGGACGUGGAUCCGGUGGUGGUGGUGGUCCCGGAUCGGGUGGUGGGGGAGGAGGAUGUGGAGGAUGUUGAGGAGGGGAUGGUGGAGCAGAUGGUGGGGUAG
Messenger RNA from Fimicolochytrium jonesii, 1659 nucleotides. Its product is annotated as WD40-repeat-containing domain protein. NCBI's taxonomy places the organism in Eukaryota, Fungi, Chytridiomycota, Chytridiomycetes, Spizellomycetales, Powellomycetaceae. The record is from RefSeq and is a predicted model, not a curated record. The transcript has 11 exons. Gene Ontology annotation, molecular function: protein binding. Bases 1 to 1659 code for a protein of 552 amino acids.